AUGUCUGGUUUAAUAAGUGUAGUAAGUGGAUUUGGACCAAAAUUAGUGAUUGAUCACGAUGGUGGUGCUGACGAUGCUAUGGCUAUUUUCAUGGCAUUAUUAAACGAAAAAUAUUUUAAUGGGCCAAAUGUAGUUGCAAUAACUACAGUUCAUGGAAAUGUCGAUGAGCCACAAGUGUUUAAUAAUACACAAAGAAUUUUGAGUAUUGCUGACAGGCGAGACAUACCAAUAUAUCGUGGAUCUAAAACAGCCCUAAUAAAGAGUGCUCCGUCUGACUUUUAUUUUGGGCGUGAUGGCCUUGGAGACAACGAAACAACGGUGUUUAAACCUAUUGAAGCCCAAACGGAUGUUGCAGCAAUUGCAUUAAUUAAACUAUCCCAGAAAUACCGAGAUGCAUUAACAAUAGUUACUUUAGGUCCCUUAACGAAUUUAGCACUCGCGAUGAAAUUGGAUCCAGAAAUUAUAUCCCGAAUAUCUCAAACCUAUGUCGCGGCUAGUUAUAUUAAAAGUCAAGGAUUAAACAAAAUUGAGUUUAACAUAAAAAUGGACGUAGAAGCAUACUAUAUAAUGAUCGAAAAUGGUAAAGCUGACAAAAUUACUAUAAUUCCUUCAACGCAGGUCAAACAAUAUUUAAACUUGGGAAAGGCAUGGCGUCGGGACGUUCUUGGAACAAUAAACACAGAUAUAGUACGUUCUUUAAAUACGUUUGAGCGAAUAUCAAUGGCUUUAACGGAGGACUGGAUGCCAUUAGAUCCUUCUGCGAUGGCUAUAGUACUAGAACCAUCACUGGUUCUAGAAAAGAAAUUGACAAAUACAUCUGUUUUCUUGUGUGGUAAAUUACGAGGCAGGACGACGUUUAAUUUUAAAUCGAAAUAUCCAAACGCAAGAGUUAUAAUUUCAGCUGAAAAAAAUGUUUAUCAACAUUUUCUAAUAAAAAUUUUCUCCGCCAAUAUAAACGAUCAAAAUAAUGACGAUACAAAUACUAAUGAUACCAGCAAUGAUAAUGAAACUGACGAUAAUGAUAAUGAAGACAAUAACUACACUGUAGACGAUUCUAAUAAUAUAUAAAUAAUAACAUUUAACCCCUUAAUUCCGAUUGUAAAAUGCCUUAAAAAUUGCAAUAAAAUAUAAUAUUUUGCUAGCUUAGAACAUACUCGUAUCUUGUAUACAUUGCUUUUAGUUGGGAAAUAAUAGCAGAUUCUAUAUACCUAAGCACAUUCUACGACUACACUAGCUCCAAGCGAAAUUAUAAACAAGCAUUUCUUUUAUUAUAUUGCUACUUACUAUAGUAUCAGCUAGCUUUUAAAAAUCUUUAUUUUAAAAAAUCAAACACAUCGAGGUGAGUAAGCCUCCUUUUUUCGUUCAGCCCCAAGUACUUAACAGAAUUUUAAAUUCUAUGUUGUCUCACAUAUAUCAAUUAUUAUUUUUAGUUGAAAUAUCUGUGUAUACUCUUUCUCUGUAUUGACAGUACAUGGGAGAUUUGCAACAAAAGUGACCCACGCAUGGCAAGUCCUGUGACACAACGUUAGCUCCCAUACAAUUUCGUUUGCCAUUGGUGGGUUUCGUCUAUCGCUAAGUGACUUUUUCUUAAACCCUAGUACCCAGUCUUGUAGUCUGGUAAGAAAAAGUACAGGAAUACAAGGAUCUCACGGCAAAUAGGAAAAUAAAAAUUUGUUUUGGGCAAU
Messenger RNA from Pieris brassicae (large cabbage white), 1685 nucleotides. Its product is annotated as probable uridine nucleosidase 2. Bases 1 to 1068 code for a protein of 355 amino acids. Gene Ontology annotation, molecular function: hydrolase activity, hydrolyzing N-glycosyl compounds. The record is from RefSeq and is a predicted model, not a curated record. The transcript is spliced from 8 exons. NCBI's taxonomy places the organism in Eukaryota, Metazoa, Arthropoda, Insecta, Lepidoptera, Pieridae.